AUGUUGGUGAAGGUGCACGUGCAAGAGCGAGGCGUCAACGGCGAUGCUGAAGAUAUGCGUGAAGAGCUCAAGCGAAGGGCGAGCCUGGCAUUCAUAAGGAAGGUAACAUCGAUGAAAGAUCCAAGCUCGACGCGCCAAGAAAUGAUGGCGUCGAACUCCAUCUCCGCUCCGCUCCGCUCCGUUCGUUCACCGACCGACAUCGACAUCCGCCGCCCACCGCCCACCGCCCACCGCCCACCGCCCACCGCCGAUGGCAAUCAUUCCAAUAUGAAUAUGAGCUUGCUAGCCCAGAUAUACCAUACUCAUUCCUUACCUGACUCUCUUGCCGUCCCCUCACCCGUCUGGAGACCAUGGACGGAUCCACGAUGCCUCACUGUCAGCAAGCAUGGUAUCGUCCUUCGUCAGACGCUCUUGCUCUUUCGCGUCAUAGACCCAGACAUGGCCAGAGCCGAGCCACUUGCAGUUGCCAUGCACGGCAACGUCGAAUGUCACGGCACCCAUCUACUUACAUAUUGGUUGAAUAUCCUACUCCUGCACGACUGCACCGCAUUCCUACAUUAUGUCGCCAAGAUGGGUCGCGACGACUAUGUCCCAGUCAUCCAGGAGGAGCCAAGCUCUCAGUACUUGCGCACCUGGACUGGCCAUCCACCACACCGUAGAAUUGCGGCCGCGCUCAUUCAUCAACGAAUCAACAUGGGAACCACUUGCCAUCUCUCAACCAUGAAAUCAACACCCAUCAUCCCAUACUUCUAUCUACCAUACAAGAUUUGGAUUCACUGA
This is a messenger RNA of Pseudocercospora fijiensis CIRAD86, 780 nucleotides long. RefSeq lists its product as uncharacterized. The record is from RefSeq and is a predicted model, not a curated record. The coding region runs from base 1 to 780 and encodes 259 amino acids. The transcript is spliced from 5 exons. Lineage: Eukaryota; Fungi; Ascomycota; Dothideomycetes; Mycosphaerellales; Mycosphaerellaceae.